GUUGAAGAAGGACGAGAUCCUGGGGUCAGAACGACAUUAGCUGAAGGCAUGAUGGCUUCAGCAUCCUCCACAGCCACUUCGGCCACCACAGCCACUGCAGCCACCAGCCACAGGUCUAGACAGAGUGGUGGUCCUAGUUCCAGAGUCAAGCAUCCCCGCAAAAUUGGUAUGCCACAAGAAUACUCUUGCGAGGAAUUGGAGGUGUUGGAGUGUGAAACGACGCAUAUUCACCGGGCUGAUCUUGGUCUGGAUGACCUGGUGGCUUCUGCUCAACACCCUGAUACGGUUGCAAGAUCGGGAGUGGUUGCUGAUGCGACAGAGCGUCUGGCUGCUUCCAUUACGAAAGGCACAGGUGCUGGUGAUGGCGCAACUGGAUCAGCAGCAGAAGCAUCAUCUGCAGCAAGUCAUGGAGCUUUUGGUAGUUCAUUUGUGGCUGGAAGAAGAGGAAUUUCCCAAUAUCUUCAUCGUGGUGCUUUGACUAGCGCAGUUGUGUCUGGAGGAAGAGGAUGUUCCCAAUAUCUUGAUGGUGGUGCUAUUGCUCGCGCUAUUGCUGGUGCUGUUGCUGUUGGAGAUUAUGACUUUGACGAAGAGAAAGACGAUGACGGUGAACCAUUGGUUCAAGUCGUUGACAACGGACCAAAUAUGCUAGCAAGGAAUCUAGUACACGCUCCUACGCAGAAGGAAGAAAUGGACGGUUUUAUAUUCAGGCCAGUACCAGAGGGAAGCUACACUCGUUGUCACUUUGUCCUACAGGAUGGUCAGUACAACUUGCUGAUAGAGCAAGCCAACAAAACCCGUUCCUGCAUAUUAGCUGCAAAGAGGGACCAUAAAGUCGCACACAUAGAGUUCCUUAUCUGCAAGACGCCAGGACCUGUCUUAAAACAUUCCGCUUUAUAUUUGGGCAAACUGAGGUGUAGCCUGACGGGAAAUGAGUUCACACUCUAUAACGACGGCCUCAAUCCAAACAAGAUGAAACGUGCUAAGGGGAAUGUCAUCAAACUAAGGGAGGAACUGCUCGCUGUUCAUGUGGGCAAACCGACAGGAUCCGAUGGUCCUCUCAAACUCUCCGUUAUCAUCCCCCAGCUUGAUCCAAUGGAUGACAGAGUGAAUAUAGUGCCUAUUGAUCACCGGGAAACAUUGUUAAGAAGAUUCAAGUCGAAGGAUUCAUCCGGAAAAGUUGUCGUACUUCAGAACAAGCCAGCGGAAUGGUCUACAGAAAAGAAAGGCUACGUGCUCAACUUCAACGGUCGCGUGUCAAUGUCUUCAGUGAAGAAUUUUCAGCUAGUUCAUCCCAAUAAUUCUGAGUAUAUCGUCUUGCAAUUUGGACGUACUUCCAGCGUUCAGUUUGCGCUGGAUUUUAGCUACCCAUUAUGCCCAUACCAGGCCUUUGCUCUGGCACUCUGUGGCUACACCAAGAAAUUUGGUAAAUGACCUCCUUCUCAGAGCUACCAGCGAGUAAUCUCUGUUGCCUGUUGAGGUUCGAGGCCUGCUAGUUUACUAACAACAUAUCCAAGAUGCCAAUAUGCUGUUGGACCAUUCACAAACCCCGGUCACCAGUCUGCUAGGCAUCCUAUCAUCAGUCUGAUGCUGUUUGCUUUCUCAACAUUCAGAUCCGAAUUAGCUCGAUUGUUGUAUUGGCCAUCAUGGUCAAUGAUAUGUGCAGUGUUCAUUUCAUACAACUGUUUACGGUGUUCGUCGUGAUAGCUUAUACUUUGUGCUAGCCCAGCCCAGCCCUCUGCUGAAAACAAAUAAGUGAUGUGGAUACAAGAGUAUGAUCAGUGCGAUCCAAAGUAUUACCCAAGAUGUUCCCCUUGGCUUGUCACCAUCGUCGUUGAGAUCAUUUUCGUCUCACAUGACCUUAUGCCGUUGUCGUAAGAUCCCCCUACUGU
Messenger RNA from Sycon ciliatum, 1889 nucleotides. Its product is annotated as tubby protein homolog. Lineage: Eukaryota; Metazoa; Porifera; Calcarea; Leucosolenida; Sycettidae. Bases 49 to 1431 code for a protein of 460 amino acids. The transcript is spliced from 11 exons. The record is from RefSeq and is a predicted model, not a curated record.